This is a messenger RNA of Ramularia collo-cygni, 672 nucleotides long. RefSeq lists its product as uncharacterized. The record is from RefSeq and is a predicted model, not a curated record. The coding region runs from base 1 to 672 and encodes 223 amino acids. Lineage: Eukaryota; Fungi; Ascomycota; Dothideomycetes; Mycosphaerellales; Mycosphaerellaceae. The transcript has a single exon.
AUGCGUUCAUUUGUCUCAGCAGCAGCGGUCAUCGCACUUCCUAUCACAGCAAUGGCUUCGACGUUGAACGAUUGGAGCCCUCGGAUUGCCAACCUAAGCUCUGGUUGCAAGGUAGUGUACACUUCAGACAUCAGUGGCUGCUCUGAGAAAGACUUCGGAAAGACUGCAAGCUGCAGUGCGGCAUGUUUGAAGGGACUCCAGGAAGUGGCCACGAAGGUCAAGGCGGCCUGUGCGGAUGAAGACUUUGGCAGCGACCCCGAAGCUGGAAACAUCCUACUGUACUUUCUGGCCGGCAAUGGACCUCGAAGCGUCUGCCCAAACAACAACAUUGCGCAGGCAAGUGUAUCGUCUAGCGCAUCAACAACAUCAACACAAUCAGACACAUCGACUGCAACAUCGACCGGGCCAGAUGCAUCGACGACAUCCACAGCGGGGUCCAAUAGCACAGAGACGUUGACCUCUACCAGCUCUGCGAGCCCGACCACGACGACAUUCGUGCUUGAUGGUACCAGCACCAUCAGCUCUGCGACCUCGACGCCGAUCGACUCGCAGAACAGUAAAAGCGGUGGGGGAAGCCCAUUCGACGAUGUGCCUUCCGAUGGCGCUGCUUGGACCAUCCCAUGUGCCAUGACCAUCCUCGCGGCUCUCUUCGUUGGCGCUGGACUACAAUGA